Acytostelium subglobosum LB1 is the source of this 2589-nucleotide messenger RNA. RefSeq lists its product as hypothetical. The transcript is spliced from 5 exons. Gene Ontology annotation, biological process: tRNA wobble uridine modification. Gene Ontology annotation, molecular function: protein binding. The record is from RefSeq and is a predicted model, not a curated record. Lineage: Eukaryota; Evosea; Eumycetozoa; Acytosteliales; Acytosteliaceae. The annotation marks the transcript as partial. Gene Ontology annotation, cellular component: elongator holoenzyme complex.
AUAGUGAUGGCUACAUCUAGAUUGGAUUAUAUUAGUGUUGGAUGCAAUUCUAUUAGUGAUUGUAUUGCAUGGGGUAGAAAUGGUUUGGUUGCUUAUGGUGCCAACAACUUUGUAGCAUUGAUGCGACCUGAUUCAUAUCAGCGUUCACAAGUAAUUGCAACAUUGCCCGGUCACAAGGAUCGUGUCAAUCACGUUGUCUGGGUGCCUGGCUCAUGCGGCCACUCCUCCACACCCGCGCCUGAAUGCGAACUGAUCUCUGCCUCAUCCGAUCACUCACUCAUUUCAUGGCGAAGAUACGAGAAGACAGAGGUACUCAAGUCACAUACAGAUAGUGUCACAUCAUGCUCGGUAGUUCGAUUCCCUGAUGGAACAUUGUUGAUGAGUUCGACAUCUGGUGAUGGUACAGUCAAGAUAUGGAAGAGAGAUGCUCUCCCAACCCCAGCAACUGCAGAGAUACCCAAGUGGACAGUGAUACAGACAAUAGAGUUCAAGCCCAAGAUGAUGGAGUGUUGCAGUCUGGCCUUCUUGCCAGGCACUGACAACAUACCAAUACUCGCACUUGGUGGCGUCGAGUCAAAGAUACACAUAUUCGUUCAAUACCCUGCGACUACGACUACAACUGCGACAGAGGGCGAGGGCAGCAGCAGCAGCCAACCUGCAACAUACAUCAAGGCCAUGGACACACCAUUCCGAAAGGUUGUUGCACUUCAAGGACAUCAGGACGAGCUACUCCUCGCCUCGUCCUCACAGGACAACAAGAUCAGACUGUGGAAGGUGUCCAAGCAGGUGGCGAUCGAACAGAAGCAGGACAGCAGCACUGACGACAACAUAGAGAAGACUGCAUCUGAUGUAGUGUUGGCACUGGCUUCAACAGCCCUGAGCACCAAGGCACACAAGUUCAAUGUUGGACAGUCGAGAGUUAUGAUACAGCUCGAGGCCGUGCUCUCGGGUCACGAGGACUGGGUGCAAUCAAUCAAUUGGAUGCCCGCGACUUAUGACAACGAGACAAAGGCGAUGCAUCAGGACAUGUGUCUCAUCUCAGCGUCAAUGGACAAGACAAUGAUCGUGUGGCGCCCCGAGAAGACGUCUGGAAUCUGGAUGGACGAGGUGCGUGUCGGUGACCUGGGUGGCAACAUCCUCGGUCUGUACGGUGGUGUGUUCUCUCCCACUGGCGAGUACAUCCUGUCGCACGGCUACAACGGUGCGUUCCAUCUCUGGCGCCAGUCGUCGUCGUUCAAGAUGUGGGAGCCACAGAUUAUACCAAGCGGUCACUUUGCCGCCGUGCAGGAUCUGAUGUGGAGCCCCGACUUCAACUACUUCAUCACAGCCAGCUCGGACAGGACACUCAGGCUCUAUGCCGAAUGGCUCCGCGACGUCGAAGAUGACAACAACAACGUGGCCACACUCAAGUCCUGGAACGAGAUUGCUCGUCCCCAGAUCCAUGGCUACGACCUCGAGUGUUUCUCAUUCAUCCACACCAAGAACCAUGCAGUCGUGUCUGGUGCAGAGGAAAAGAUAUUGAGAGUAUUCCUUGGAUCACAGAACUUCAUUGAUACAUUGUCAAACAUUACAAAGAUCAAGUAUGAGAAUGAUGGACAGCAGAGACCAUUGGCAGCCAAUCAACCAUCACUGGGCCUUUCAAACAAGCCAUUCUUCUCUGCUGAGCAGCAACAGGGUGACGAUGGCACCCCAACGACAGAGUUUGCCGCACAGAUGGCCGCAGAGGACAACGAAGCAUUGGGCGAGGGCGGCUUUGAGGAACAAGUCUACUUCAACCCCGAGGUCCUGGAUCAGCCCCCAUUCGAGGAGCAUCUGCUCCAAUCAUCUCUGUGGCCAGAGAUCCAGAAGCUGUAUGGCCACGGCAAUGAGAUCAUAUCAGUGGCAUGCAGCUACGACGGAAAGUACCUGGCGUCGACGUGUCGCGCAUCCUCUGCCGACCAGGCCACCGUCAGAAUAUGGGACGUGGCCACAUGGAAGGAGGUGGCCAAUCUCAAGGGGCACACACUCACCGUGGUCCAACUGGCAUUCUCACACGACAACAGAUACCUGCUUGGUGUCUCGAGAGACCGCAUGUGGACACUGUGGCAGCGACAAGACAACAGCGAGGAGCCAUUUGUCAAGGUGGCCUCAGUGCCCAAGUCACACGGACGUAUCGUCUGGGGCUGCUCAUGGUCGCACGACGAUCGAUUCUUUGUCACUGGCUCGCGAGACAAGGUGGUCAAGAUAUGGAGCAAUGGCACCAAGGAGAAGCCUGGCUGGAGCACAUACGCCACACUGCCAACAUUUGAGUCUGGUGUCACUGCAACAGAGUUUGCUCCAAGACAGCCCCACUCUGACAACAGCUAUCUCCUGGCCGUUGGCGAAGAAGAUGGAAAGAUCACCAUCUGGCGAGGAGAUCAACAGCCAGAUGUCAACGUACCAAUCGACUGGAAAUGUAUACACACAAUCGCAACAAGUCUAUCACACACAUCCGAUGUCCGUAGGAUCAGGUGGCGAGCCAAUCCAGAGACAUUGUCCAAUGGCCAGACUCAAUGGCAGUUAGCAACAUGUAGCACUGAUCAAUCAGUUCGUCUAUUCACUCUGUCAAUA